Molecule: messenger RNA, 972 nt
Organism: Syzygium oleosum
Lineage: Eukaryota; Viridiplantae; Streptophyta; Magnoliopsida; Myrtales; Myrtaceae
Cellular component (GO): chloroplast thylakoid membrane
Source: RefSeq, a predicted model, not a curated record
CAGACCCGACCCAUCAUGGCUCGCCCAAGCCUCCGAACCCGCCGCCGCCGUCGCGAAGAGCCGCCGGAGGGACCCGUCGAGCUCCCUUCCUCGGCGCCUUCGAUAUUCGCGUCCACCGACGACCCCACCCCCCUCCAGGUGGCCACUAGUGUUCUUCUCACCGGGGCUAUCGCCGUCUUCCUCUUCCGCUCCGUUCGGCGUCGCGCCAGGCGUGCCAAGGAACUGAAAUUCAGGUCUUCAGGAGCACAGAAGACACUGAAAGAGGAGGCCUUGGACAGCUUGAAAGCAAUGGGGACAACCUCCAUCCCUGCCAAGGCACCGCCUUCACCUGUGCAGGCACUGCUGGGCGGAAUCGCGGCCGGUGUGAUUGCUCUCAUCCUCUACAAGUUCACCGCCACCAUCGAGGCGGCCCUCAACCGGCAAACACUUUCCGAUAAUUUCUCUGUAAGGCAGAUUUCGAUAACCAUAAGGACAAUUGUGAACGGGAUAUGCUACCUUGCGACAUUCGUAUUCGGUAUCAACUCCAUUGGCCUAGUCCUGUAUUCCGUUCAACUUGCCAUAAACUCCUUCACAGAAGAAUCUUCAAGCACACAAAUGAACCAAAGUGACGACCAAUUAACAUCAGCAGAGAGUCUUACAGAUACUCCUAAAACAAAUGACAGCAAAGGCAAUGAUAAAACAGAUAGUACACCAUGACAGAAGAUAAGUAUUGUUACUUCUACAGGGAUCUAUUUAAAUUGAAUUUUUUCUCGAUCUGCUAUCUUUGUUUCUACCUUUGAAAUGCUAACCUUCUACUUAGAAAUGAUGUUAACGUUAUCUAUGUGGCUAAGGCAUGUUUUUGGGUUAUUCGUAAUAGCUCUGCAUGUUAAUAGGUUAAUCAGUUGAUUUAUACACCACAGUUUAGGAGAUAAUCUGCAUAUAUCCGGCUGUUAAGAAUUCUUUUGGUCGAACAAAGUUUUGGUGAUUUACUUU